Messenger RNA from Bufo gargarizans (Asiatic toad), 2188 nucleotides. It is a transcript of the gene SLC39A5, whose product is annotated as solute carrier family 39 member 5. Gene Ontology annotation, molecular function: zinc ion transmembrane transporter activity. NCBI's taxonomy places the organism in Eukaryota, Metazoa, Chordata, Amphibia, Anura, Bufonidae. Gene Ontology annotation, cellular component: membrane. The record is from RefSeq and is a predicted model, not a curated record. The transcript has 12 exons. Gene Ontology annotation, biological process: zinc ion import across plasma membrane; intracellular zinc ion homeostasis; BMP signaling pathway. The coding region runs from base 112 to 1962 and encodes 616 amino acids.
GGAUGAUGUCCUGCAACUCUCCAUAAUUCUAAUUUGAUGGGAUUUGCCUGUGUAGGAAGCCAAUGCAGCACAAGUGAAGAGGAUUAGAGCAGAUUCCUGCAAUAACCAGAGAUGCUGCUCCCUAAAGCCUGGCUCCUGCUAUUCAGCCUGGGCGUUUCGUGUCCUGUAUUUGCACGCCUAGAGAAAGAGAAUAUUGAAAAUGUCACUUUAAGUGGAAACCAAACGAGAGACAAGACUGCACGGGUCAGAAGAACUGAAUUCAAGCAGAAUGUGUCUUAUUUGGAAGAGGCUGAGGAAGAACAAGAAUAUUAUCUUCAGCAGCUGUUUCAUCUGUAUGGCGAGAAUGAUACCUUAUCUUAUGAAGGACUCACUUUACUGCUGAAAAACCUGGGGCUUGGUGAAGUGCAGGUUAUACAGAUACAGCACGGGGAACUGGGACAUGAUCCAGUCUCUCAUCUGGAUAUCAUUGAUGUUCAAGAAAACAAACACAGCCAUGUGCACUCCACCAGGGAACAUCUCUCUGUCCUCUCAAGCCCUGAGGAAACCAAGCUUAAUAACAGUCCAAAUAACAGCUUAGAUAGAUCACCAAAGACCAGAGGACCACAUCCAGUCACAAGAGAGCCAGAAUCUAGAAAAAGCACAGUGCAUAACGGGAAAAAAGUAAAUGUGAACCACCUGCAAACGAAAUGGCAACCCACGGACAUCCUGCAACACUUGCUAAAACUCCACCAUACCGAGAACGCCCAUCAGCAUGAAGACUGCCUCAACGUGACACAGUUGCUCCUGAACUAUGGGCUUUCCUGGGUCUCAGAGAUCACCCCUCAGCAAUUCACCUUACUGUGCCCAGCGCUGCUCUACCAGAUUGACAGCCGUGUGUGCAUUCAUCACAGUGAUCAGCUGUCCUCUGAAUCCGCAAACUCCCAGCAGUCAUUGCUAAAAGUGCUUGGUUGGGGGGCCCUUGCCGUCACUGUGAUCAGUGCCCCUUCACUCCUGGCCGUAGCAUUUGUUCCACUUCUCAGACGUCCUUUGUUCCGCUACCUACUCAGGUUCCUGGUGGCCUUAGCUGUGGGGACUCUCUGCGGUGAUGCUUUACUGCAUCUGCUACCACACGCACAGGAAGAUCCUUCAGAAGAAAAACAUCACAAUGGAUCCCACUCAUUGGAUCCUGUUUUGAAAGGGCUGUGCGUACUUGGUGGUAUCUAUUUGCUCUUCCUUCUUGAAACUCUGGUGGGUUUACUGAGACAGAAGAGAAAAAGGAAGAAGAAACAUCCUCAAGAUAAAAACACAGCCAAGGAUGAAGAUUGCACUACUGUCCUUCGGGAACUUGGACACUCUGUUGAUCCAGAGUUUUGUGAGGCAAAAAGACCAGUUGAUGGCUGUAAACAAAGUCAUGAGGAGCAAGCUGAGGUACCAGAGAGCGGUGGUCAGACUGCACAUUCACACCAUGGGCAUUCACACAGUGCAUCAGGUGGAGGCAUAUCAGAGUUUGUCUGGAUGGUUCUUCUUGGUGAUGGAAUUCAUAAUUUCACAGAUGGCCUGGCUAUAGGUGCUGCCUUUUCUGCUGGUUUCUCUGGUGGCCUCAGCACCACAGUUGCUGUAUUCUGCCACGAACUACCUCAUGAGCUUGGCGAUUUCGCAGUCUUGCUUCAGACUGGUGUCCGGGUGAGGAGAGUCUUAUGUUUCAGCCUGAUCUCAGCAUUUCUCUCAUAUCUGGGCAUGCUGGUUGGAGCACUCGCCAGCCAAACUUCAUACCAAGUAACUCCCUGGAUAUUUGCAGCUACUGCUGGAAUCUUUCUGUACGUGGCACUUGUAGAUAUGCUUCCCCAAAUGCUGCAUCGUGAGGCCUCAGACCAUUGCCAAGGAACGGACUGCAUUCUUCACAGCUCUGGUUUCCUGCUUGGAUGUGGCAUAAUGCUGUGCAUCGCCCUGUUCCAGGAUCAGAUGGUGUUUCAACACAGAUAGGAAAUUAAUGAAGAUACUGUCAUUAUUGAUCCUGUAGUAACCGCUGGUGGAUUCGGAAGACGUUAAGAUAUUGAUAUAGGAGAAAUACCCGAUCCCCUAUUUUUACAGCAAAAAUAUUAUGUGUUGUGAACUCUAAAAACACACCAACAGUUAUCCUAAGACAGGCUAAGCGGGCUGUGUGUUUUCAGCACUGUGGCGACAGUCCACUUACCACGUUUAUAUUGUA